CAAUAGGGGAGGAGUAGUUAUUGUCAUGAUUUUGCAGCAGAACCAUUAACUAGCGUUGAUUCGACUGUAUGCUUGUAGGAAUAUAGGGUGCAAGGAUACAAUUCCUUUUAGGGAUGACACUCACUUAAAAUAGCACCGAGGGUCGACGAUGUGUUUCAGUUGAGAUCAAGAGUUUGAAGUGAAAGCAUCGAUUUUUUAAGUGUUUCCUUCGUUCAACAUAUUUUUUUCUUAGUUUUUUAUUUAGUUACAUUUUAUUUAAAUUUAUAAAAAAAGAAUCAUGUCUAUAGUUAAAGUUGAACCACCACAAACUUAUUCGCGAUUAUUUCGGCCGUGGGAUGUGAAAAGUGCAAAGGAUACCAAUAGUCCAGACCUAAGUCUGCAUUCAGUGAAUAGUGCAAAAUUUAUACCGGAUAAUUUAAGAACUGAUGAUGUCACUGUGAAUCGGAUGCUGCUUGAUAAAAGUUUAAGUCCCGAUUAUUUACCAUUCGACUAUGUACCUGCUGGACUGAAUUGUUAUGGAUACGAAAAUGCGUACGGACCGUUAUUAGGGGUUCCAUCGCCGCCGGAUUUUUGCUACCCCGGAACAAUGCCUGUACCGGUGUUAGGUAUGGAUGGAGCAGGCAUAACCAAGGCUAUGGAACAAGAGUACCUGAGAGUUCUCACUGAAGACGCUCAAACUAAAGCUGCCAAUUCUCGGAAACAGCGACCCAAGAAAUUCAAGUGCACUCAUUGUAACGUGGCUUUUUCCAACAAUGGUCAACUCAAGGGUCAUAUUCGAAUCCAUACAGGCGAAAGACCAUUCAAAUGUGAUCUUGAUACAUGUGGAAAGACGUUUACCAGAAAUGAAGAAUUGACGCGCCAUAAAAGAAUCCAUACAGGACUGCGCCCAUUCGGCUGUACCGCGUGCGGAAAAAAGUUCGGAAGGAGAGAUCAUCUAAAGAAACAUAUGAAGACACAUAUGCCUCAGGAAAGACCAUUAUCAUCUGCGAUAUUUAUACCGAUGUAUCCUUACUUAUAUGGAUAUUAAUUCGUGGCCUUCGUGUAUCUAACUUUAGUAUUUUU
Messenger RNA from Hermetia illucens (black soldier fly), 1062 nucleotides. It is a transcript of the gene hkb, whose product is annotated as Krueppel-like factor 2. The transcript has 2 exons. Bases 278 to 1027 code for a protein of 249 amino acids. Lineage: Eukaryota; Metazoa; Arthropoda; Insecta; Diptera; Stratiomyidae. Gene Ontology annotation, biological process: regulation of transcription by RNA polymerase II. The record is from RefSeq and is a predicted model, not a curated record. Gene Ontology annotation, molecular function: RNA polymerase II cis-regulatory region sequence-specific DNA binding; DNA-binding transcription factor activity, RNA polymerase II-specific.